AUGCUUGUCUGUGGAGACACUAAGUAUAAUGGGACUAAGCCAGGAGGGUACAAAACUGUCUAUAAUCCAUGGUAUCAAUUCCAAUCAAUAUGUUAUUUUUCAGAUAUGGAUGACUGCUCUCCAUGUCCAGAAGGUCAAUAUCCAAACCCUGACAAAAAUAUGUGCAUUCCAAAGCGGAUCACUUUUCUGUCCUAUGAAGAACCCCUGGGGAUCAGUCUGAUCAUUUUUUCCCUUUGCUUUUCUUUGAUGACAAUUUUGGUCAUCACAAUCUUCAUGAAACACAAAGACACUCCCAUCGUCAAAGCCAACAACCGGAAUCUCACCUACAUUCUCCUAGUUUCCCUCCUCCUCUCUUUCCUUUGUGUCUUUCUAUUUCUCGGGAGACCCAAUACAAUUGUGUGUCUCCUUCGACAGCCAGCUUUUGGACUCAUCUUUUCGGUGGCAGUUUCUUGUGUCUUAGCCAAAACCUUUGUUGUGGUUCUAGCUUUCACGGCCACCAAACCUGGUACCAGAUUGAGGAAAUGGGUGGGGGGAAGAAUAGUCAGUUUCAUUCUUCUAGCCUGCUCCCUUGUCCAAAUGUGUAUUUGUGCUGUGUGGCUGAUAACAUCCCCACCGUACCCAGAUUUUGAUGCAUACUCAAUAUCUGAAGAAAUCAUUCUGCAGUGCAAUGAAGAUUCGGUCAUGUUCUACUAUGUUUUGGGCUUUAUGGGUUUCCUUGGUCUAGUUAGUUUCUCUGCUGCUUUUCUAGCUAGGAAGUUACCUGACAGUUUCAAUGAAGCUCAAUUCAUCACCUUCAGCAUGUUGGUCUUCUGCAGUGUUUGGCUGUGCUUUAUCCCAACGUAUCUAAGCACAAGGGGAAAAUAUACAUUGGCUGUGGAGAUCUUCUCCAUGAUCUCCUCCAGUGCUGGAUUAUUGGUGUGCAUCUUUCUUCCCAAGUGUUUUAUCAUUGUGAUGAGACCUGAACUGAAUGAUAAACUUCAGCUCAUGAAGAGAAAGUUUUAA
This is a messenger RNA of Pseudonaja textilis, 1002 nucleotides long. Lineage: Eukaryota; Metazoa; Chordata; Lepidosauria; Squamata; Elapidae. The record is from RefSeq and is a predicted model, not a curated record.